Molecule: messenger RNA, 1394 nt
Organism: Perkinsus marinus ATCC 50983
Lineage: Eukaryota; Perkinsozoa; Perkinsida; Perkinsidae
Product: dolichyl glycosyltransferase, putative
Exons: 12
Biological process (GO): protein N-linked glycosylation
Cellular component (GO): endoplasmic reticulum membrane
Molecular function (GO): dolichyl pyrophosphate Man9GlcNAc2 alpha-1,3-glucosyltransferase activity
Source: RefSeq, a predicted model, not a curated record
AUGUCUGAAACUCGACGACGACGUAGGACUUCAAGUACCGGUAGACCCUCAUCCUCAAUAGUCUCCGAGAAGGAGGAGUUUGAUAUGGAGGUGUGGUCAUUAAGGAAUCGAGCGACUGAGGUUCCCCGUAUGUACCAGACGACCCAACGUUGGGCAGCCGGGCGGGUGGAGGCUCUUGUGAAGGCUCUUUGUAUGCAAUACUGCUCGAGUCUUCAGCCACACUCGGGCCAAGGACAGCCACCGAUGUACGGAGAUUAUGAAGCUCAGCGUCACUGGAUGGAACUCACUUUCCAUACUCCUAUGAAGGAGUGGUAUCGGAGUACAGUGAACAAUGAGCCCUCUUAUUGGCCUAUAGACUACCCUCCACUGACAGCAUACCAUUCGUGGCUCAUGGGGUACUUUACCGAUCUCUUCGGCAUGCCUCAGGCGAUUGAGCUCACUGUCUCUAGAGGUUACGAGGAUCUUGAUCACAAGACUUUCAUGCGAUGGACAGCCCUAUUGCCUGAUAUAGUUCUGCUGGGAUCUGGCAUGUUAUGGUAUUUUUACCAUCUUCCUUGGCUGUCAGUGAAAUCCAAAGCACUGUGCUUUGCAGCAGCUCUUUUCACGCCCGGUUUUGUUCUGAUCGACCACUGUCAUUUCCAGUACAACUCGGUAGCACUAGGUCUUCUUAUGUGGUCUAUCAACUUCAUCACGCAGCCAGAAUUCAACAAGCAUUUGAUCGGGGCCUUCCUCUACUCCCUUGCUGUCAUGUACAAGCAGACCUUCCUCUAUUUCGCACCGGCAAUGUUCGCCUACCUUCUAGGCCAGGCCAUAGCCGCUAGCUACAACAAAAAGGACGUCCUGAAGCGUAUCAUGGCCUUGGGUUUGGUAGUAGCCUCAUCAGUGGUAUUAGCUUUGCUGCCUCUUAUCAUUGCUGAUGGUGACUUUACUGUUAUCAACCGACUGAGAGAGAAAAUGUUCCCUUUCAAACGUGGCUUGUACGAAGAUCAUGUGUCGAAUGUAUGGGUGAUGCUAUCGCCGGUCCUCAAGCUCCGUCGCUGGUCGUUGGCCUCUGAAGGGUUUGCUCGAAUCAUGGUCAAGGUUUGCACUCUUUGCACAUUGCUUGCCUCCUUACCCUCGGUGUUGGAUUGCAUCUUCCGACCUCCACAGACUAACAAACGGCAGCGCUUCCUCGCUUGUCUGUUUCAGUCGAGCCUCUCAUUUUUCCUUUUCAGCUGGCAAGUCCACGAGAAGGCCAUACUGCUCCCCCUCCUCCCGGCUAUGCUCCUCCUUCCCGAUCAGCCCAUAUUCAGCGUAUCUUUUGGGAUGCUAUCGACAUUGAGUUUAUGGAGGCUCAUGGAGAAAGACAACCUCCAGGUAACCUAUCAAACUCGGGGGAGUGUCGGAGUAAUCAG